This is a messenger RNA of Pantherophis guttatus, 3651 nucleotides long. It is a transcript of the gene PPP2R5A, whose product is annotated as protein phosphatase 2 regulatory subunit B'alpha. NCBI's taxonomy places the organism in Eukaryota, Metazoa, Chordata, Lepidosauria, Squamata, Colubridae. Gene Ontology annotation, cellular component: protein phosphatase type 2A complex; nucleus; cytosol. Gene Ontology annotation, biological process: signal transduction; protein dephosphorylation. Gene Ontology annotation, molecular function: protein phosphatase activator activity. The record is from RefSeq and is a predicted model, not a curated record.
CUUGUUGCUCGAGCGUUUCCAGCAGGUUGCGCGCUGGUUCUGGAAGCGGGAGCUUUCGCCCUGCUCGCGGUUAAGCCGCGCUGCGCCGCGCCGCCCCCCCCCCUCCGCCCCCCCCAGAGCUCCAGGAAAGAGGAAGCGGCGUCUACCCGAGCAGGAAGAAAGCAGCGCGACGGGAUGUUGGCCCGAGAGUCCGAGGGAGCUCCCGAUGGGGGCUGAAGGGCUGCACCGCCCGGCCUCUCCGGGGCUUCUCCCCCGGCUCUUUGUUACGCUCCGGCUCUUCUUACCCUGCCAGGGCGACCUCUGAGACAGCUCCCCGCGCAGUCGACUCCGCGCGCGCCGCUGCUAAAAAGUUUGCUGCUCGCGGGCGGGCGGCGAAGGCGAGGCGGGUGCAACCGCGGGGCGGAGUAGAAACUUUCCUCGGGAUUCUUGUUUGCUGCAGCUCGGCGGCUCCGUCCUGAGGAGCCUGCCUGGUAUCUCCCGACCCGUCUUUUGAAAACUUCGACAGGGUCGGAUUUGGAGCCUCCCUUUGCGGACAAGCCUCGGAUUAACCAGCCUCCCGUCGAAUCGGAAGCCCGUCCCUUCGGAGGCUCCUGCCGCCUCCCCCCGAGGAAAUCCCUCCCCAAGUUUGGACCCCUUGUAGGAGCUUUUCGGGCACCGGCUCCAAAGCGUCUCUCCUUCCCUUCUUCCCCCCCACACUCCUGGGGGCCGGGGGAGAUGUUCCCUUAAGGGGCGACCCAGCUCGACCCGCCGCUGCUUGGCUUUCAGUUUCCGGCGUGGAGUUUAUGCUUCGAGGAAAAAACGGGCCCGCCUGUGUCUCCUGCGAGCCCCGCCAUGUCGACGGCGAUCACCGCCGCGGAAAAAGUGGAUGGUUUCACCCGGAGGUCGGUGCGCAAGGCUCAGAAGCAGAAGCGGUCGCAGGGCUCGUCGCAGUUCCGCAGCCAGAGCAGCCAAGUGGAGCUUUUCCCGCUGCCCCAGCUCAAAGAUGCUACUUCAAAUGAACAACAAGCCCUCUUCUGUCAGAAAUUACAGCAGUGCUGUGUAUUAUUUGAUUUCAUGGACUCUGUCUCUGACUUAAGGAGUAAAGAAAUUAAAAGAGCAACACUGAAUGAACUAGUGGAAUAUGUUUCUACAAAUCGUGGUGUGAUUACUGAAUCAGCAUAUUCAGAAAUUGUAAAAAUGAUUAGCUCUAAUAUCUUUAGAACACUUCCUCCAAGUGAAAAUCCUGAUUUUGAUCCAGAAGAGGAUGAGCCUACAUUAGAAGCUUCUUGGCCCCAUAUACAGCUGGUGUAUGAAUUUUUACUAAGGUUUUUAGAAAGUCCUGAUUUCCAACCUAGCAUUGCAAAACGACAUAUUGACCAGAAAUUUGUACACCAGCUGUUGGAGCUUUUUGACAGUGAAGAUCCACGAGAGCGUGACUUUCUAAAAACAGUACUUCAUCGAAUUUAUGGCAAAUUCCUUGGAUUAAGAGCAUUCAUCAGGAAACAAAUCAACAAUAUUUUUCUCAGGUUUAUAUAUGAAACGGAACAUUUCAAUGGUGUUGCUGAGCUACUUGAGAUACUGGGAAGUAUUAUCAAUGGUUUUGCAUUGCCACUGAAAGCUGAACAUAAACAAUUCCUUCUGAAGGUUCUUAUUCCCAUGCAUACUGCAAAGGGAUUAGCUUUAUUUCAUGCACAGCUGGCGUACUGUGUUGUUCAGUUCUUGGAAAAAGAUAUGACAUUAACAGAGCCGGUUAUCAGAGGAUUGCUGAAAUUUUGGCCAAAAAUAUGCAGCCAGAAAGAGGUCAUGUUUUUAGGUGAAAUUGAAGAAGUUCUGGAUGUAAUAGAACCGACACAGUUCAAAAAAAUACAAGAGCCUCUUUUUAAACAGAUAGCAAAGUGUGUGUCAAGUUCACAUUUUCAGAUUGCAGAAAGGGCUCUGUACUUUUGGAAUAAUGAAUACAUUCUUGGUCUGAUUGAAGAGAACAUUGAUACAAUUUUGCCAAUUAUGUUUGGCAAUUUAUAUAAGAUCUCCAAAGAACACUGGAAUCCGACCAUUGUAGCAUUAGUAUAUAAUGUGCUGAAAACACUGAUGGAGAUGAAUGGGAAACUAUUUGAUGAACUCACAAGCACUUACAAAGCAGAAAGACAAAGAGAGAAGAAGAAAGAAUUAGAACGUGAAGAAUUGUGGAAAAAGCUGGAAGAACUCAGACUCACCAGAACUUUGUCUAACCAGCCAAGUAAUACCUCCUCCUCCUCUCUGACAAAUAUACCAAAUGAUAGUGCCAAGUUUUGGAAGAUGUCUGAUUUAUUAUGACAGUAUUAAUAUUUUAAGUAAGUGUAACAGAGGUAUAUUUUAUUGAAAAAUCUUUAGCAUAAGUAUUAUUUAAUAAGAGCGCUCGAUAAAAUUCCUAUUUUCAAUGUUUGGUUUUGUUUCAGUAAAUAAUAACUCUUGCUAAGACAAGAGCUAUUUUUAGGUUUAUUAUACUGUAUUCUGUGAACAGAGGAGUAGGCAAACCAAAAUUGACAUGUGGCACCACAUCCCCCCAAAUCUGGCAGCAUAUUGCAUCAUAGCAAUAGCACUUAGACUUGUAUACCACUUCACAGUCUUUUACAGCCCUCUCUAAGCAGUUUACAGAGAUAGCAUAUUGCCCCCAACAAUCUGGGUCCUCAUUUUACCGACCUCGGAAGGAUGGGAGGCUGAGUCAACCAUGAGCCGGUGAAGAGUCCUGGCAAUGUGAGCAGUUAUCCUGCAAUACUGCAUUCUAACCACUGAGCCACCAUGGCUCUUAUAAUCAUCACAAUGCCUCCAGUAGUUAUCAGAUAUCAGCUGUCCUUUUUAUAAAAAAGAUUGUACCUACUUUUGCAGCUAAAAGUCCAACACAUAAAAGAGCUGAAAUCCAAUAGAGAAUGUAUUAAUUAAGUUAGGAAUGGUAAGAAAUCAAACUGUUAUGUCCUACAGCCAUCCAAUAUUGAUCAAUCUCUUUAGUCAUGCUUUUGGGAUUAGUUGUUAAUCAGUGGUAUGUUCAAUAUACAGUUAGUGCAUAUAGUUUUAACAAUGUGUUUUCAUCCCUUGGGAAUAUGUUUGUCAGAGCAAUAGCUGGAAUGUAAGUGAUUCUUAAUGCUGAAUCAGAAUCCAAUAAAACACUGUUCCCUCUGAUUGGCUGCAUAUCCAGUGGAAGGCCUUGAAGCAAAUGUCUUUGUCCCUGAGUUGAUUAGUGAUUGGACUCAAUGUUUGGGAACAGGAUUAAAACGAAACCUAUUACUGGUAGAUAACUAUAUUUUAAAUUCCCAUUUUUUUUUUUAAAAAAAAAAGCAAUCUACUUCAUCCAUACAAAUUGUUUCUUUUUUACAGGAAGUUAUUUUUUUUUCAGGAAUAUUAUUACCACUAAGUAGCAGCUUGUAAAAGAAAUCAUAUUUUUGGAAAAGACUGUGGAUUUAUAAAGAGUCAAAUCAUUUUCUAAAACUUCCAAAUGUUAAAGUUCAGUCCAACAAAGCAAUUUGUCCUUCCAUCAAUGCAGUUUUCUUGUGUAACAUAGACGUUGGUUUAAUCAUCCUAGUUGAACUUCUCAGUGAAAGAGAAAUCUGUGAAGCACAUUGUUUUCAACUUAUAUGGUUCAAGGCUUGAGUUUUUCUCUUGAGAUGCCGUUUUCGGAUUUUUAUCAUCCAUUUCACA